Messenger RNA from Betta splendens (Siamese fighting fish), 2343 nucleotides. RefSeq names its product interleukin 11a (gene il11a). The record is from RefSeq and is a predicted model, not a curated record. Gene Ontology annotation, biological process: positive regulation of cell population proliferation; positive regulation of MAPK cascade. Gene Ontology annotation, cellular component: cytoplasm. Bases 139 to 753 code for a protein of 204 amino acids. NCBI's taxonomy places the organism in Eukaryota, Metazoa, Chordata, Actinopteri, Anabantiformes, Osphronemidae. Gene Ontology annotation, molecular function: cytokine activity; growth factor activity. The transcript is spliced from 5 exons.
CUUUCCUCCUCACUCAGACUGACGAGUGCGGAGAAGAAACCGGAGCACGUGACCGUUUCCGGAGUUCGAUUUAUUUAUUAAUUUUAUAUCUAUAUUAUUACUUUUGUUCACUGCUCCACUUUUGGGAUUCGAACCAAUAUGAAACUGCUGCUCGACUCCUCCUCGUCGCUCCUCUUCUCGCUGCUAUUGGCCCAGCUGCCCGUGUUCACGUCUGGCUCCCCAGUGCCACAGCGGCGGACCACUGAAAUGGAUAAACUGUCCAAUCAGACCAAAAAUCUAUUGAAGCUCACCCAGGAACUGCUGAAGGACCACGCGUUUGAAGCAGACGUGGAGCCCCACAGGUUCAGGUCUCUGCCAGAAAUGAGCAACAGAUCGGCCAAUGACCUCAACAAUCUUGAGCUGAAGCCCACACUCUCCCAGCUGCACUCUGACCUGAAGCUGUACGAGCACCACUUUGAGUGGCUCAACAGGGUUUCAAAGAAGCACCACCACCCUGCAGUGCCCAAGCUGGUGGAGAUGAUCAGAGAAAUUAAAUCUCUCAUCAGCCUUCUCCAUCGUCAGAUGAAGUUUGUGAAGGUUGAAACACCAAGGCUGACCCCUGUGGCCCCUUCUCUGCCCCCUCACCUCCCCUAUCAUUUCGAUGUCCUGCAGUCCAGCCACGAGCUUCUUCAGCACUUCAAGCUCUUCUGUGACUGGGCGUACAGAGCCUUCAUCAGCCUCAAGCCCAAGGUUACAGCUACCGCAGUACAAUGAGGAUCUACGGCUCCAUGGUGGCAGAGCUGAAUGGAUAAAUGAGUCCGGCCUCAGUCAAAAGGGAAUUAGGACCAUGUCAGUCUGCACUGUAGCCAGUAGCAUCCCUCAUGAGGCCCAAACAUCAGCCAGAGACAUGUGUUGUGUGUGUUUCAGUCAGAGGAUGCUGACGCUGCAGCCAUUUCCGACUAUCAAGAUUCCUGUUACAGCAAACUGUCAUUUUAUUCAUGAUCAUGUCAUAAUUCCCUAAACUCUCUAUGACUGUGUUAUUUAUGUAUUUAUUUAUUUAUUGACUUUUGGUAAUUUAUUUAAUUUUAUUUAUUUAAAGUUUUAACGUAUCUCUCCUUUCUUUGUUUCCGUUGCAACGUGAAUUUAUUUGCCCAUGUCGCCGUAAUCUUUCCUUUUGUUUUGUGUCUCACUGAUAUAUAAAAACAGACAGUAGCACUUCCUGGACCUAUAGCUCUGAUAAUUACUUCUGUUAAAAGUAACAUUUCAUUUAUUUUGUGUACAUUUGUGUAUUUCAGCAGAUAAUUUUUCCAGUAGAUGUAGCAUCUGAGUUUGUCAUAAUUGUUACUAUCACUAACAGUGCCCUUAGAUAAACGUUUCAAAGCAUUUUAAUAUCAUCCUUAAAACCUGUUUAAUGUGCCAAAUAUUACCGAAUCGGCUGAUGGUCAGAAAUGCAUCUUUUUGUAGAUGAAAGUAUGAUUUGAGGACACCACAGAAAGAGCUCCUGUUGUCAAUGCCUGCGUUAGCAUUGUGGAUGAGGAUGCAUACUUAACACUGUGGUAAAAUUAUAUGAAUAUGCCCUGUUGCUGAGCACUGACAUAAUUAGAUUCUUUGCACAACCUUGUUAGGAUCAGCCUCUUGGACGAGUGAGAUGGCUGAUUUUAAUCUUGUGCUUUGGGUAACAAAAGUUUGUUGAGUUUCUUUUUUAGUUAAACACCCGAAGCCUUAAAAUACUAUGUAUUGUGACACUAUGUUCUGUACAAAUGUACAUAAAUGUACAAGAAUGUAAAUUGUUAUAUACAGUGCUUUGUGUUGUUGUUUUCUACAAUAUAAUGUAGGCUACUUUACCUAUUUUCUCACUAUAUUUUUGUCAAUUCCUAUUCUAGUAUUUGUUACAGUAUUGACUAUUUAUUUAAAAUAACUUGGUGAACUAUUUAUUUGUGCUGCAGCGGAGCAAGUCUCCCAUCUUUUUUGUACUUUUAUAAAAUUUUUAUUCUUAUUUCUUAUUAUACCAUCAUGUUUAAAUUAUUGUUGUAACAUCAAGAUGCCUCUUCCACACACUGAUUGGCUACAAUGUGAAAUACGUGCCUUGGUGAAAUAAAUAAAAGAAUGUGCACAACAUAUAUGAGUUUCUUUCUUAUCCACGCUCCAGCAACGUGAACUGUGACAAACGACGAGGGCGAGACACGUGCGUUCACUACAAUACCCAGAAAGCAAUGCGCCCAGGUUGUAGACGUUUUUCAUAUUUUUAAUAUUUAAAGUGAAUAGUUAUUAAUUAUGUUACUGCUAUAAUUGGUUUUGGCAGAGGUGUUGCUACAGCACUGAAAUGUUUUAAUUUAAUUUAAGUUUAAAACGUCAACUUGUCUG